This is a messenger RNA of Musca domestica (house fly), 1955 nucleotides long. RefSeq names its product G-protein coupled receptor Mth2. Gene Ontology annotation, biological process: cell surface receptor signaling pathway. Gene Ontology annotation, molecular function: G protein-coupled receptor activity. The transcript has 7 exons. Gene Ontology annotation, cellular component: membrane. The record is from RefSeq and is a predicted model, not a curated record. The coding region runs from base 288 to 1883 and encodes 531 amino acids. Lineage: Eukaryota; Metazoa; Arthropoda; Insecta; Diptera; Muscidae.
GACUAGUAAUGGGUGUCAUUGAAAUGAUUUAAACCACAUCUCGAUAUAAUGACCCUCCAAGAACCAAGAAAACUCUAUGCUAAAUUUAUGUUUUGGCGUGUCCGCCGGAAGAUUUGAUACAAUGGUUAUCCUCAAUGCUUUAUUUUAUAAUCUUGAGUUCUUGGUUUUGCGGUUUUCUCAACGUUUUCGAAAGGCAGAAACUCAAUUAGUCACUCUUUCAGGGAUCUUUCAAAGAAAUUGAAAACAGUUCUUACAAACAUUUUGAAAACACAACAAGCAAACAAAUUAUGCGUUUACAUAAAUUCGGUUUACAUCUGAGCAUACUUAUACUGGGGACUGCAACAAAGGCAACUUCAUCUGAAAACCCUGGCCAAAAUCUCACUGAAAAAUGUCCCUAUAAGGACACCGUGGAUUUAAGCAAUAUCAAACCGUUAGAUAACGGUUCCUAUGUGUAUCAUAACACUGUUAUUGAAGAACAUAAAUUAGCUCAAUAUGAUUAUCGCUUGGCAGCUUACAAUGAGCGUAAAAACUCCGAGUUACAUUGGCGUGGAUGUGUCUGUGAUUCGACGAAGCCGUGUGUAAAAGUUUGCUGUGAAUGGGGUGAAUAUUUCGAUGAGACCUCAUAUCGGUGUGAGAAAAUUCCCGAUCAUUUGAAUGUUCCGACGGAAUUAACAAUUAUUUCAAUGGAUACCCCAGAUCGCCUCGUGAAUAUAUACGAACAUUUUACCUAUCAAGUUGGUUUGCCGUGCAAACAUCCGGAAAGUCUUACCAUGGAAGAUGAUCAAUGGCAUUUAUUGGAGGAUGGCAUCUUAUAUAUUCUCAACGAUGAUUCCUAUCAUGAUACGGUUAGCUAUUGUCUAACAGCAUAUCGUUACAAUGAUACAAAUGCCAAUGUCCUGGUGCCCAUGAGCUGUCCGAAGAAAAAUGAAAUGACUUUUGAGCUGGCCUUUCACAGUUAUGCCCCACUGGUGACGGUGGUAUUUCUAAUACCCACAGUCGGGAUCUAUCUCUGGCUAAAAGAGUUACGUGAAAAUAUGCGUGGCAAAUUGUUGAUAUGCUAUAUGAUUUCACUGAUUAUCAGUUAUUGCAUUUUGGGUUAUAUCAAUCUAUCGGAGGUGGUAUUCGAUGACAACAUGUGCUGUAUUUUGGGCUUCACGUGCUACUUCUUUUUCAUAGCUGCCUUCCUGUGGCUAAGCGUUUUGUGCUUUGAUAUUUGGAUAAAUUUCAAAGAUACCCGCUUCCCUAGUUCAAGCAAAAAUCACACACGCUUUAUAUGGUAUUCUUGUUAUGCCUGGGGCAUUGCCACCCUGCUGACCAGUAUGGCAAUGUUAUGCCAGUGGUCGGACCACAUUUCCGAGGAUUAUAAACCGGGCAUUGGUUAUGAUGUGUGUUGGUUGGACACCAACAAAUGGUCCGCAGCAAUUUAUUUCUAUUGGCCAAAUUUGAUCAUUUUGUUAUUUAGCAUUGUUACCUUUACCCACUUAACGCUGAGGAUUUAUCGCAUACGCUCCGAUAUGGCUCAAAUGACACAGAGGAAGGAGGUGUUCAAAGAAAACGCUGUUGUAAUCCUGCGAGUCUUCAUUAUCUUGGGCCUGUCUUGGAUAUUGGAUAUUCUAUCAUAUUUUUUACGCAACUAUGAAGCCUGGGAUUUUCUAUCCAUAUUAUCUGAUAUGCGUAGUGCUCUACAAGGACUGCUUAUAUUUAUUUUGUUCAUUUUGAAACAUAAUGUCUUACAGUCGAUAAGGAGGAGCAUUUUCAGACUGCGCAACACGAACAGACCAUCGAUAUUUUCAAGGCUGUCAUUUUCGAAAUCGUCUGUGACACAUGGACCACAAACCGAAAUGGAAUAUAUUGAAGUAAAUCCAAUUGAACCAAGGGUAUAAUAGUUAGAAAUUUGAAAAAAAUUUUUAAUUUUUCAUGAAGCAAAAAUAAAUUAACAGUAAUAUUCGGAUGAA